AAAAAUCAAAAAUCAAUCAAAAGCAUUUAAAGAAAGAAAAAAAAGUACAUCUGUCCAACAGCAGCAGCAGCAGCCCUCUGCUUCUCUCUUUCUGUAUGCAAUAGACCAUUUAUCAUAACAACAUAUACAAUCAACAACAAUGGCUGAAGAUGAUGGACUCAUGUUCAACUUUGACACGAGCGGUGUUAGCACGCCCGUAGUCACAGUGCGCUCCAAGCCCAAGGGCGGAGGAUGGAAGGAUCGCCUGCACCAGCGGCGAGUGAUGCAAUUCGAAGCCAAGAAGGCGCAGACGCCCACGCAAGAAGGCAUGGGCGCGAGAAAAUCAGAGAACCCCGUGGAAAAGGAACAGCAGAACAAGGAAGUCCAAAAGCUGCUGGGCGAGAUAAAGGGCGGCAGUGCCGUCACAAAGUCAAAAACAGCAACGGUCAACGCGCAGCUGUCGCACCAAGCGAACAAGCAAAUCAUCUCGUCGCUUUUUACCAAGAACCCUGAGAUUCCGUCGAUGCCGCGCAACCUGCAGCAGGAGCAUAAUGUGGCCAGCAACUCCGUUGUCGACACAUCGUCGUUUACGGGCAUCGGCCUUGACUCCGACAUUGUCGAGUUUUUGAAAAACAAAAUGGACAUCACCAAGCCGACAGCCAUUCAACAAAACUCUGUGCCCGUACUGAUCGGGAAGGAGCUGCCAAAGGCCAACGUCAGCGCUGCGAACGACGACGACGACGACACAUUCAACAUUGAUGCAGAGGUCAAGGUCGAGCACGACGUGUUCAUCCAGGCUGCCACAGGAUCAGGAAAGACCCUUGCGUACCUGCUUCCGAUCUUCCACAGGCUUUUGCAGGCAACAGCGACGGCGACUAGCGGGGCGCCGCCAUCGCGCGAGCUCGGCACGUUUGCCGUAAUCCUGACGCCCACACGUGAGCUGGCACAGCAGGUGUACGAGACUGCGCAGUCCCUCGUGCAUAUGCCGCUGUCCAGGGGCUCAGGCAAAAAGCUUCAUUGGAUGGUUCCUGGAAUCGUAAUUGGUGGUGACAGCAAGUCUUCUGAGAAGGCGCGCCUGCGCAAGGGUGUCACCAUUCUGGCCUGCACGCCUGGGCGCCUGCUGGACCAUCUGGAGAACACAAAGUCCUUCUGCGUCGACAACCUCCGCUGGCUCGUGCUGGACGAAGCCGAUCGCUUGCUUGAGCUCGGGUUCCAAGAGACGCUGUCCAAGAUUCUGGCGCUCUUUGAGGAGCGCGCCAAACGGCGCGGAAGGGUCUUGGGCCACACGUCCAUGGCAACGUCGCUGGAGCUCCCGCGCCGCCGCAUCAACGUUCUGUGCUCGGCUACUCUGCGCGACAACGUCAGGAAGCUGGCCGACGAGGCCCUGGUUAACCCCAAGUAUGUCAGCGCCACGAGUGUCUACGAGAGCGCCGAUCAGGCGGCCGCCGAUGCGCGCAGCCGCAAGCGCAACCGCAUGCUGACCGAGAACUACGAAGAAGGCGCACUUGGCAAGAAGAUUCGCCAUCUCGACAGCGACGAGGAGAUGGAGGGCGAGGAGGGCAACGCAGACGACGACGAGGAGAACUUCUCGGUUCCCAGCCAGCUUGUGCAGAAGGCUAUUAUUGUGCCGGCCAAGCUGCGGCUUGUCACAUUGGUAGCGCAGCUCAAGAACACCUUCCGCAAGCAGCCGACGAGCAAGAUGAUUGUGUUCUUGUCGUGCAAGGAUGCGGUCGACUUUAUGUACUUUUUGCUGUCACACGGCGCCAUGGAGCCCGAGGCCGACUUUGCAGGCAGCAAAAGCAGCAAGUACGCUGAGGAUCUGUUUAAAAACAUUGAUGCCACUGCCGGACAAGACGAGGACGAGGAGUCGGGCUCCAAAUCCGAAGGCCGCAAGAAGUACGUUGCGCCAGAGCGGACUGGCCCCACGCUCAAGGACGAGGACAUUUUCCUUGAAUCGACCGUGUUCCCGGGCGCCAAGCUCUACCGUCUGCACGGAAGCAUGCCCCAGAAGCGCCGUACAGAGUCAUUCCUGGCUUUCUCCAAGUCGCAGCACGCGUCGAUCCUGUUCACCACCGAUGUUUCCGCGCGUGGCCUCGAUCUUCCCAACGUCACGUCCAUCAUCCAGUUUGACCCGCCCUCGGACCUGGCUUCCUACCUCCAUCGUGUUGGUCGUACGGCUCGUCUGGGCCGCGUCGGUGAGGCCGUUCUUUUCCUACUCCCCAGCGAAAGCGCCUAUCUCACACUGCUGCAGGAGAAGGGCCUGCGUCCCGACGACGAAAGCAUGGAGGCCGUGCUUAAACUGAUGGCCAAGAGUGAGGGCAAUGUUCGCAAGGGCACCGAGUGGCAGCUGCGCGCGGGCGAGAUUCAGGUUAUGCUCGAGCGCUUUGUCAUGACCAACAUGACUGCGUCCCGGCUUGCCAAGCAGGCGUAUUUGUCGUCGAUCCGUGCUUACGCUACGCAUAUCUCGGCCGAGAGGCACAUUUUCCACGUGCGGUUCUUGCAUUUUGGUCACUGCGCCAAGGCAUUCGCGCUGCGCGAGACGCCAAACCAGGUAGCUCUCGGAAAGGGCAACAACCAGAAGGCGGUCGGCGUGAAGAAGGACAAGAAGGAGAAGCAGGAGAUGGAGCUGGCUAUUAAGAAGAAGCCCAAGUUCAAGAAGGGCAACGAUAUUAGCGAAUUCGCUGUUGGCGACAUCAGCGCAUACUACGGGCCUCGUGUUAAACACAGCAAUGAUGACAACGAGUAGAUAUGCUGUAGCUUUUGAAAAACACAUAUUUAGAACAGUUUAUUUAAAAAAGAAUUACCUUGCGGAA
Messenger RNA from Kickxella alabastrina, 2792 nucleotides. Its product is annotated as P-loop containing nucleoside triphosphate hydrolase protein. The coding region runs from base 140 to 2725 and encodes 861 amino acids. The transcript has a single exon. Gene Ontology annotation, molecular function: RNA helicase activity; ATP binding; nucleic acid binding. The record is from RefSeq and is a predicted model, not a curated record. Gene Ontology annotation, biological process: ribosome biogenesis. Gene Ontology annotation, cellular component: nucleus. NCBI's taxonomy places the organism in Eukaryota, Fungi, Kickxellomycota, Kickxellomycetes, Kickxellales, Kickxellaceae.